AUGGCAGGCAGAGGAAGUAACACAGACUGCAUGUCAUGCAGUGUACUGAACUGGGAGCAGGUCAGCCGUCUGCAUGAGGUUCUUACAGAGGUGGUUCCGAUCCAUGGACGAGGUAACUUCCCGACACUGAAGAUAACGCUGAAGGACAUUGUUCAGACUGUUCGGAGUAGGCUGAGUGAAGCAGGCAUUGUCGUACAUGAUGUCCGUCUGAAUGGCUCUGCAGCUGGUCAUGUCCUGGUCAAGGAUAAUGGGCUGGGAUGCAAAGACCUGGAUCUCAUUUUUCAAGUUUCUCUUCCAAGUGAGGCAGAGUUUCAGUUAGUUCGAGAUGUGGUGUUGCGAUCCCUCUUGAAUUUCUUGCCAGAAGGAGUAAGCAAGCUAAAAAUCAGUCCAGUAACACUGAAGGAAGCCUACAUCCAGAAGCUGGUCAAAGUGUACACAGAGUCUGACCGUUGGAGCUUGAUAUCACUUUCCAACAAGCAUGGCAGGAAUGUGGAGCUGAAGUUUGUAGACUGUAUACGACGACAGUUUGAGUUCAGUGUGGACUCCUUCCAAAUCAUACUGGAUUCCCUGCUCUUUUACUAUGACUACUCAGAAACCCCCAUGUCGGAGCAGUUCCAUCCAACUGUGAUCGGGGAGAGCAUGUAUGGAGACUUUGAAGCAGCUUUUGAUCACCUCCAGAACAAGCUGAUAGCUACCAAAAAUCCUGAAGAGAUCCGAGGUGGUGGGCUUCUGAAGUAUAGUAACCUCUUAGUACGAGACUUCAGACCCAUGGAUAAGGAUGAGAUCAAAACAUUAGAGCGCUACAUGUGCUCCCGAUUCUUCAUAGACUUCCCAGACAUCCUGGAUCAGCAGCGCAAACUAGAGACCUACCUCCAGAACCACUUCUCCAAAGAAGAGAGGAGCAAAUAUGACUACCUCAUGAUUCUGCGCAGGGUGGUAAAUGAGAGCACAGUCUGUCUUAUGGGACAUGAGCGAAGGCAGACUCUCAACUUGAUUUCUCUGCUAGCACUCAAAGUUCUGGCAGAACAAAACAUCAUCCCUAAUGCCACUAAUGUUACGUGUUAUUACCAGCCAGCACCUUACGUUAGUGAUGUAAACUUCAGCAACUACUAUCUUGCGAAUGCUCCUGUGCCAUACAGCCAGUCCUACCCCACUUGGCUGCCUUGCAAUUGAUCAUUUCACUUGAGCGUUCUUGAGUGGAGGCUACUGAAG
This is a messenger RNA of Gavia stellata (red-throated loon), 1212 nucleotides long. It is a transcript of the gene TENT5C, whose product is annotated as terminal nucleotidyltransferase 5C. Gene Ontology annotation, biological process: mRNA stabilization. Lineage: Eukaryota; Metazoa; Chordata; Aves; Gaviiformes; Gaviidae. Gene Ontology annotation, molecular function: protein binding; RNA binding; poly(A) RNA polymerase activity. The transcript has a single exon. The coding region runs from base 1 to 1173 and encodes 390 amino acids. The record is from RefSeq and is a predicted model, not a curated record.